Molecule: messenger RNA, 1727 nt
Organism: Erythranthe guttata (spotted monkey flower)
Lineage: Eukaryota; Viridiplantae; Streptophyta; Magnoliopsida; Lamiales; Phrymaceae
Source: RefSeq, a predicted model, not a curated record
GAAUGAUAUAUAUAUAUAUAUAUAUACAUAUAUAUAUAGAUAGAUGGGUAAGAAAGGAAGUUGGUUUUCUUCAGUAAAGAAGGCUCUCACCUCUGAUCCCAAAGAAAAGAAAGCCAAGAAAUCAAAUAAAUUGAAGAAGCUAUGGUUUGGGAAAGAAAAGCCAUCGGUUUCAGUUUCCGAUUCCGAUUCUCCAAACGAAGAACCCGUGGUAUCGAUAUCUCACCCUCAUCCUCUUCCGCUUUUGGAAGAUGUAAAGUUGGUAGAGGAGGUGGAGAAUGAGCAGUCUAAAAAUGCUUACUCUGUUGCGGUUGCUACUGCUGCAGCUGCCGAGGCGGCAGUAGCUGCCGCAGAGGCUGCAGCAGCUGAGGUUGUUCGAUUAACAUCCGUUUCUCAGUUCGCCGGGAAAUCCGUCGAGGAAGUGGCCGCCAUUAAAGUCCAAACUGCCUUCCGUGGUUAUUUGGCGAGGAGAGCAUUACGAGCUCUAAGAGGGCUGGUUAGACUGAAAUCACUUGUUGAUGGUCCCACGGUGAAACGUCAAACGGCAAAUACUCUGAAAUGCAUGCAGACUUUAUCUCGCGUGCACUCUCAGAUUCAAUCUAGAAGGAUUAGAAUGUCUGAGGAGAAUCGUGCACUCCAAAGGCAGCUCCUUCAGAAACGUGCAAAGGAACUCGAAAGUUUGAGAAUGGGAGAGGAAUGGGACGACAGUCUACAAUCGAAAGAGAAAAUCGAGGCCAAUUUGCUGCACAAGUUCGAAGCUGCAAUGAGGCGCGAAAGAGCACUUGCUUAUUCAUUCACUCAUCAGCAAACAUGGAAAAAAUCAUCAAAAUCGACAAACUUACUAUUCAUGGACCCGACAAAUCCACAAUGGGGAUGGAGCUGGUUGGAGCGGUAUAUGGCCGCUAGGCCGUGGGAAUCUCAAACCACACCAGAAAAAGAUUCCACCAAAACCGCCGCAAAUAUCGGCGGAGAAAUUACAAAAUCUUUCGCCCGUCAUCAAUUAAACUCCGAUAAUAAUAUUAUUGUAACGUCAACUCCUUCAAAAGCAGCAUCUUCGUCCUCCUCUAGAAAACCGAAGCCUUCGAGCCCAAGAGGAGGAGGAGGAGUGGGGGGCAGUACCGUAAUAAGUCAAGAAGAAGAUUCUAGAAGCAUUUUCAGCGUCCAAUCAGAACGCAACAGGCGGCACAGCAUUGCCGGUUCUUCCGUUAGAGACGAUGAGAGCUUGGCCAGCUCUCCUUCUUCCGUGCCGAGUUAUAUGGCGACAACUCAUUCGGCGAAAGCUAAGUCGAGAUUGGGAGUAAUGGAGAAUAAUGAUAAUACAUUGGAGAAGGGUUCUUCUCCGGCGGGGUCCGUUAAGAAACGGCUUUCUUUUCCUCCUUCGCCAGCUAGGCAGAGGCGGCACUCUGGCCCUCCGAAAGUCGAUAUGAGCUUUUCGAUUGCUGAUAAUCUAGUUGUCAAUGGGGGUGCUUGAUUUCACUUAUUAUUUGAUUUUUUAGAUUGUUUGUUAUUUGUUCAUUAUAUUGUCUUAUGGGGCUUGGCUUGAGGUUUGAUUAUUUGUGUGAUUUUUUUACAUUUUAUAUUUUAUUUACUUGGAUACAGAUUUACAUUUUGUUGUUUCAAUGUUGUCGAGAUUUGUUAUACUGAGAAUUAAUUACUACUUUAGAAAGGAUAAACUCAUAAAAGUACACUAUUUCGAGUGAUUGUUAUGAUAAUUUUCAUAUUUCUCUUGA